Ciona intestinalis (vase tunicate) is the source of this 360-nucleotide messenger RNA. Its product is annotated as signal recognition particle 14 kDa protein-like. The record is from RefSeq and is a predicted model, not a curated record. Gene Ontology annotation, molecular function: endoplasmic reticulum signal sequence receptor activity; 7S RNA binding. Gene Ontology annotation, biological process: SRP-dependent cotranslational protein targeting to membrane. NCBI's taxonomy places the organism in Eukaryota, Metazoa, Chordata, Ascidiacea, Phlebobranchia, Cionidae. Gene Ontology annotation, cellular component: signal recognition particle, endoplasmic reticulum targeting.
AUGGUGUUGUUGGAAAACGACUCCUUUUUAACUGAACUGACUACACUGUAUCAAAAAUGUCGGACUUCUGGUACGGUGUACGUCACCAUGAAAAAAUAUGAUGGAAGAACGAAACCAAAGCCUAAACCAAACAAUCUACGAUCAAAACAAAAGCCACAGGUGCAAGCACCUAUUGAAGGACUCUGUCUUAUUCGUGCGACUAAUGGGAAAAAGAAGCUCAGUACCGUCGUGAACGCUAAGGAUAUCAAUAAAUUUCAAAUGGCAUACACAAGCGUAUUGCGUGCAAAUCUUGAUGGACUAAAAAAACACGGAAAGAAAAAAUCGAAACUGGCAUCUAGCAGCAAAGUUGCUGACCAGUGA